Molecule: messenger RNA, 534 nt
Organism: Talaromyces stipitatus ATCC 10500
Lineage: Eukaryota; Fungi; Ascomycota; Eurotiomycetes; Eurotiales; Trichocomaceae
Exons: 3
Source: RefSeq, a predicted model, not a curated record
AUGGCAAGUGUCCACGAGGCGAUUGAGUCACUACAAUCCUCGAACGAUGUUGUUAUCAUUUGGGUACCCUGUAUUGCACAUGUGAUCCAGCUGAGUCUCAAAGAUCUCCUUGGGAAGAUGAAGGCUGCUCCAAAGAUUGAUACAGCUGAGCAGACAUGGUCUGAUGAUCGGGUGGAUAGUCUUCAUUCGAAGCCUUGCGAUUUAUAUCAACGCGAGUCCUCAGCGCCAAGAGUCAUUCUACAACUUGCAAACCAAGGAGCCAAAGCUUGUGCCAAUCCAGGAUGUUGCUACUCGGUGGAACUCCACGUUCUUAAUGCUUGUACGCGCAAAGAAACUCCAGUAGACCUUCGAUACUUUCUGCUCCCAGUACGACCAAGAGCACUUUGCCUUGAGUUAGGAGCAGUGGUGCCUUUUCACCGAUUUACGACCCUUCUCUCGAAGUCCAAGGAUGUUAUUAUCUAUUGGGUUUUUAAGGUCUACAAUAAGUUGUUUGACCACCUGGAAAAGUCAAUUAGACAGCUUAGACAGAAGAGG